UUUCCGGCGGAUUGCCAUAACAUGCUGACAUAUUAACUUUGUGAGUCUCUUCUGCUGAGCUGCUACAAUGCCUGACAGUAUAAUUAAUGAUACCUGGAUAUGCCACCAUAACCACAACGUAAGAUCGAGGGGUAUCUUCCUCGGGGAUAGUCCAUUCAAUUUUGCCACGCCUGUACUUUUCGUUCAACUUUCUGUUUCAGCUCUAUUGACUGCCGUAUUGCAGCUAUUACUCACCCCUCUGGGUCAGAGUGCCUUUUUCUCACAGAUGUUGACUGGUAUACUGACUGGACCAACAUUCUGGAAUGGUGACAAUCCUGUCAUUACCACGAUUUAUCCCCGCAAAAGCCAAUAUGUCAAUAAAACCUUUGCCCUUUUUGGGUGCAUGCUGUUUCUGUUUUUAGUUGGAGUGAAGACGGAUUUAAGCAUGGUUAAGAGAACAGGAAAGAAAGCAGUGAUCAUUGGGGUUCUAUCUUUUGUGGUGCCCAUUACGCUAAACACGAUCGUUGCUGCCAUUAUAACGGCAACUAUUGAAAUGGGUCCAGAAGUACGGAAAUCCAUAUUUUUCAUCGCCUCGUUUCAAGCUUUGACUUCCUUUCACGUCGUGGUCUGCCUCCUGGCUGAUCUGAAUCUACUCAACUCAGAGCUGGGCCGGUUAGCCACGUCUUCUUCUUUGGUUAGUGGCACGUGUUCCUGGUGUUGGGCAAUUGUAACCAUGACAUUCAUGCAAGGUCGUGUAGGAAGACAGGAAACCGUGAUAUGGAUGUUCCUGUCUUUGAGCCUCUUGCUGAUCGUCAUAGUGUACGUCUUGCGGCCGGUCAUGCUGUGGAUAGUUAGGCGCACAAGUGACGGAAAAUCUCUGAAAGAGGGUCAUAUCUUGGCUGUCUUCAUGAUGAUUUUAGGGUGUUCAUUCUUUAGCGAAGUUAUCGGGCACCACUUGAUCAUGGGGCCAAUGUUUUUGGGCAUGGCAACGCCAGAGGGACCGCCAUUAGGAUCAGCACUGGUUAGCAAACUUGAUUCUUACGUUUCGUCAAUUCUCCUACCGACCUAUUUCACAGUAUCCGGCUCUAACGUGAACAUCCGAACUGCACAUUGGGAGACUGUGGCUAUCAUCUCGGUUCUGGCUGUUUGUAACUUAAUCGGAAAACUUUUGUCCACUGUCUUGCCUUCACUUUACUGCAAUAUGCCCCCUCUUGAUGCUAUUUCCUUAGGCCUGAUCUUGUGUGCCCAAGGCAUCACCGAUAUAUUGAUUCUACAGCACGCAAUGCGGCUUGCGCUCAUUGACGUAGAAUCAUAUACCAUCAUGUCGAUAACAAUGGUUUUGACGACUGGAAUCAUCACUCCUCUAGUGAAGUUUCUUUACAAGCCAUCCAAGCUAUACCUUUCUCAUAAGAAAAGGACCAUUGAGCACGCACAUCCAGAGACAGAGCUCCGAAUGCUGGCCUGUAUUUACAGUCAAUACCAGACUCCUUCAAUCAUCAAUCUUCUCGAAUUAUCAAACCCAACAGCGAAAAGCCCCAUUUGUUUCUACGUGGUUCACCUCCUGGAGCUCAUCGGCCGAUCAGCUCCACUCCUCAUAACUCACCGGCCAGGGAGAAGGCAUCCGGCUCAAUUGCAUGGUUCCGAGCACAUGAUAAACGCUUUCAGGUUAUACGAGCAGAGCAAUGAGGGUGCUGUCGUCGUGAACUUAUUCACAGCCGUUUCACCUUAUGUCACCAUGCAUGAUGAAAUUUGCAGUCUUGCCUUGGAAAAGAGAGUUUCCAUGGUGAUUAUCCCUUUCCACAAGCAAUGGAGUACAAGUACUGAAGUCGAAGAAUUGCCUAAGCCUAUCAGAUCAGUCAAUCAACAAAUCCUCCGAAACGCCCCAUGCUCGGUCGGGAUCUUGGUGGACCGUGGCACGUUGACUGGCACAAGUUCGAUGUCAAGUAAAACUAUAUACAGCAUCGGAAUGAUCUUCAUGGAAGGCCCCGAUGAUCGAGAAGCACUAGCGUACGUCAUGCGCAUGGGAGAACACCCCAACAUAAGCAUAACGGUCACCCGUUUGGUGGAUUCCAACAAGAAAAAGAAAGAAGCAGGAGACGGCUGCCAUGACACGGAACAAGAUGACCGCAUCGUCAACGACUUCAGGAUCGCGCAUGUGGGAAAAAAACACCACGUGUACAAGGAGGAAUUUGUGUCCGACAGCGUGGAAACAGUCGGGGUCAUCCGUUCCAUGGAGAACUCUUAUGACCUUCUCUUGGUGGGAAGACGCCACGACACCGAGUCUCCAUUGUUCAUGGGACUCACCGAGUGGAAUGAGUUUCCAGAGCUAGGAUUCGUCGGGGACAUGUUAGCAUCAGCAGACUCCGGCUGCGAAGUCUCGGUGCUGGUGGUGCAACAACAAACACUGCCGGGGACCGGCAGAAGGAACGGCGGCACCUCGAACAACUCGAUGGACCAGGAUUCAUGCACAGUUGUAGAUAUACCCCGCAAGUAUAGUAGAGUUUGGCCAUCGUCUUAAUUAGAAAUUAAUCACAAACAAUAUUUGCAAAA
Messenger RNA from Theobroma umbraticum, 2529 nucleotides. It is a transcript of the gene ATCHX13, whose product is annotated as Cation/hydrogen exchanger family protein. Gene Ontology annotation, biological process: regulation of pH; proton transmembrane transport. Gene Ontology annotation, molecular function: antiporter activity. The record is from RefSeq and is a predicted model, not a curated record. Lineage: Eukaryota; Viridiplantae; Streptophyta; Magnoliopsida; Malvales; Malvaceae. Gene Ontology annotation, cellular component: endomembrane system; membrane.